Messenger RNA from Ectocarpus sp. CCAP 1310/34, 1752 nucleotides. The record is from the annotation of a GenBank genome assembly. NCBI's taxonomy places the organism in Eukaryota, Phaeophyceae, Ectocarpales, Ectocarpaceae.
GUUGCGCACCACAGCACAACCCACCUCUUCACUCGUGCUCUUUCAAGCCCCGCACAUAGCAGCAGUUCAAUGUUUAAGAGAUUUUCCAAGGAUGACGUGUCCUCGUCUAGCCAGGUGAAGUCCUCGGUGCAGCGAGGCUUCCGUGCCAAGCUUUUGGAGCAGUUCCCCAACUCUGAGCCGUACCUGGAGGACAUCCUGCCUAAGAAGGGCAACGUUACGAUCGCCAAGUGCAAGGAUCGGGUGUCUCUGAUCUGCUGCGACGGCGUACCACUGUUCUUCCAACAGCGAGAUGGCCACAUCUUUCCCACGCUCAGGAUAUUGCACAAGUAUCCGAACAUGAUGCCGACGAUGCGAGUUGACAAGGGGGCCAUCAGCUUCGUCAUGAACGGAGCCAACAUCAUGUGCCAGGGCUUCACUUCGAAGGGGGGGAGAAUAGAAACACCGUUAGAGGCGGGAGCAGCCGUGUGUAUCCUAGCGGAGGGCAAGAAAGUAGCUCUGGCGGUCGGGCAGACCACAAUGUCCACAGCAGAUAUCCAAUCGGUGAACAAGGGCAUCGGUGUGGACAACUUGCACUACCUGGGGGACGGGUUGUUUGGUACCAAGGAGUUGGAUUGACUCCAGUCUCUUCUUCUGUGCUUCAGAUUUGUUUUAUCAUGUCGCACCUGUGAGGAAAAGCCCCCUCUCGACUACCGUAGCAUGUGAUGUCUUCGCGAUCAGCUCAAUGCACCGACAAGUCGUGAUGUUCUGCUACCUUCGCCGAAUGGUUGUGUGUUGGUGUUGCGAGCAUGGUCUGGUCCGCUGCGGCAGGGGGAGUGAUAGGUAGGCGGUGCGGUAGGCUCGGAAACCGAUUUGGAGGCACCCUCCACACGAUCAGCUAGGGGCAUGUUACAUACAGCCUUACCACGGGUUUGGCAGAGAGCCCUACCACGAGUUUUGGCAGAGCCAUGCCUCCCGCAUAUUGCGACUGUCUACUCUGCAAGUCGUGACACGAGCUCGUUUGAGCCUAUUGUUGAGAUUCCGCCGCAGGUUUGUUGACCAUUCAACGAAUUGCUUGCCACAAAAACCCGCGUUGCUCACUCCGGAGUAUUCUAGCCAGUACAUUUGGCUUUGGUAAUGGUUAUGGUCAGGACGGAGACAUGUUCUUCGUUUGCCACAGAUCGCCAGUGUUUCUCUGACGACGUUGGACAUCCGGCUGUGAGAAGAACAGCCGCACGUGUUGCUCGAUGUCUAGCAACAGUGUCAUCAACCAACGGCUGUUUCCUUCCACAGGCGGAUACACACGGACACGUAAUAGAGUCUGGCUCGACACGCGAACAUUUUUCUUGAUGCGGCGCUCCAACCGAGGUUCCCGCCGAUUUUGUGGUCGAUUGUCACGACGCAUAAUUUCCGUUGGGUGUUCUGGUGAACAUAGAAUUGUGAAACCAAGUGAGUACGUCAGGAGCUAUAGCAGUGUAUUGAAGCAGGAGAUGCGUGCUCGAUGACGGGCUAUGGACGGCAUGUCAGAAUGUGGUGCCUCUAUCGGAAAACAAAGUUGUUGGUAUCUUUUGUGCAGAGAAACACAUGAAUUCACGCUCUGUGUGCGUCGAAGGUGAAGAAGACAGUGAUAUUGAUGCCUUUGCACGCAUGAAAGUUGAUAUGUUCUUUUUUAGAGUAGGAGUGUAGAAGAGAACGGGUGCAGGAUUAGGGAUUUGAAUCGUACGCAUUUCGUACGAGAAACGAAACCUACCAACGUGUAAUUCCUUCCGCUAGCUC